Molecule: messenger RNA, 2895 nt
Organism: Lampris incognitus (smalleye Pacific opah)
Lineage: Eukaryota; Metazoa; Chordata; Actinopteri; Lampriformes; Lampridae
Product: urinary protein 2-like
Exons: 3
Coding region: 53-421 (122 amino acids)
Source: RefSeq, a predicted model, not a curated record
CUCGUCCAUUCGGUUAUAACUGCAGAGCAUCAGCACGAGCCCUACAGAAGCCAUGAGGACCCUCCUCAGCCUCCUCUUCUUCCUCCCCACAGUGUUGUCGUUGAGGUGCUACGUGUGCAGCUCGUCCCCUACCAAUGAAGAAUGCAACCAGAACAAUCAGACAUGCCAGGCACCGCUCGACACAUGCAUGACCAUCGUCGACUCUUUUGGCAACCAGAAGGCCAUAGUGAAGCAGUGCGCCAGCAAGGCAACGUGCAACGGAGCUGCCGCCACAGCCUCGGUCGACGCCAACGGAAACGGCAACACUGUGAACUGCUGCAGCAGCAGCAACUUCUGCAACUUCAGCGGGGCCGGCACCCUUCACCUCCACGCCGUGUUACCGGCUCUAUCCGUCUGUGUACUGCUGCUGGUUUUACACUGAGGCCCACGGGAUAUAUGCAGACACGGUCAAUAGCGAAGCCGGGGGGGGGGCUUUCCUGUAAUUUGCACGUACUACUGGUGACCCUAAUCUCUCUGACCCUGUUUACACUUGGUUUUAAAACACGUUUUGGGCGAUCGGCUCACAAGUGACCAGCGAGACACAUCACGCCUGUGUCUAUCAUGCGUCUCCAAACGCGUCCUGCUGAAGGUGAUUUCCUUACCGCUACGUCACUUCCGCUACGAAGUCAAAGGGCCUCAGUCGAGCGCCAGAUUUGCCGACUAGCUGUGAAAACAAGUUUGAAGAUGUUUCAAGCACUAAUAUACAUGUACGGACUAUUCCAACUGUUUAGAUUGACAGGACAAGGUCAUUUGUACUCCAACCACGUACUCGCCUCUCUCGCUCUCCAUUUUUUCGAAAGUUGUUACCAAAACAACCACCACAUCCUGCAUUGAUGACGUAUUUCCUGUUACGGCCGUGUCGGGGACGCGUCGGAACGCGUUAGCGUUUACACUACAAAAUAUACGUAUAUGGUCAAAUGCGUCCCGGACCACCUCGGCAAGUGGUUUGAGUAACCGGUUCACAAAACGUUUUGGUGGUCGUUUCCACUUGUAUUUAGCGCUGUCCACUUGUGAUCCGAUCGCAAAAAACACAUGUUAAAACCAAGUGUAAACCAAGUGUAUGUUGUAUCUCUCCGAGUCUAAGCACUUACAAAAAAAUAAAAAAAAUCAGAAAAUAAUAAAGCUAUGGUAUGCGCCAUGCUAGGAAGGCAAUAGCGGUAGUUACCUGAGUGAGUUUUGGAGAUAGGGUUAUCAUCAUGGUGACAAUCCUAUCACCAAUUCUAAUACAAUAUUAAAAUGGCGUUAAUGGUGACCUUAACGUGACCCCAUUUCCAGGUGGCUGCCCUGUUUUGGAAAUGAGCCUAUUUACGUGUAAAUGAGGUACGAGUGAAUGGGAAAACUAUGACAUGGCGUGAAUGAUUAAACUAAGAAUAUAUACACACACUGUAAAUACCCAAGUGUACGAUCGCCAUUGUUCUGAUGGAUGUGCUCAAAUAAAGCUGCACAUGGAUAGAAAUAUUAAGAGGUUGUUUAAUAUUUUGGCAAUAUUUUAUUUCAUCUUUUUUCCUUCCUAUUUGACAAGGUGGUGGACUUGACAAAGACAAAAUAAAAACCAGUGUUUACUAGUAGGAGUCCUGUACAGUUUACCGGUGAGACACACCCAGUAUACCUCACAAUAUACCAACAUGGGUGGAUUUACACAACACCAACGAGAAAAUGGACAGAUCCCUUUGACAUUUUCAUUGCUGGCUAAACAUGUAAAUCAAAGCUGUGUCAGAGAGGCUGAAAAAAAGAGAGAAAAAAAAACCCAACUUAUUUUUGCCCUUGUGCAAAUCCACUCUUAUUCAUGUCAGCAUAUUACACUAUACCAGUAUGGUCGCCAGUACAUUUCAUAUAGCAGUAUGUGUAAUACUCCGAGUUUUCAACAGUCGGUAUUAACAAAGAGACAAGUGUCCUGUGUGGCUUUAUUUUUUAUUUAGUGUUCUGUCUGCCAGAGAACAACCAUUCCAGUUGGGUGGGUCCACAUUUCCUAUGUGUGUGUGUGUUUUUUAUUCUUCGGGGACCAUUCUGCAAGGUGAUGCUAGAGGGGGACAGCUUCAAAGUGUGACACCUGACAGAAACUCAAAACAAUGGUUACAGUCGUGUGGUGUCCACAUAUUUUGUGUGUGUGUGUGUGUUUGUGUGUUUGCUCCCCUGGGGGCUCUUCUAUGUGCAACACGAGUAGGGUUUGGGCGGGGGGUUGGUGAAACCGGGGUUUAAAAGUGUGAACCAGUCAGUCUCUCAGUUUGCAGUCGGGACUCGGAACGACUGCAGGGUUGUGGUAUCGUCGGUUGGGAGAGGAAACGAGGAGCAGACAAUGUCAUCACAGGUGGAGAGAACAGGAACGCCGAGAUCAGCGCCCAAUCUGGGACGUGUGACGUGAGAGCGACUGAACAGGCGUACCCCCUGUACCCGCUGCACGUGUGUUAUACCCCCUGUGAUUUUAAGCAGCGGUGACGACAUUGUCCACUUCGUCUCCUUAACCGAAACUACAGUGUGUCCGGCCAGUCACUCAGUCAGCCUGCAUAAUCAGAAUCCAACUGGGUUUUCUUUUGUUUUUCCUUUCCUUUUUUUCUUUCGCUCAUCAGAGUCAACGCCGAGAUUAAAUAUCUGUGCAGCCAUGCACCACAGCAAAUUGAAUUCAAUCCGCUAUAUUCCAAAAUUCCGUCAGAUAUUUUCAGAUGGGAGGAGCAUGAUCUUGACUGCCCGAGUUGUGCCAGUCCACACGAAAAAAACAAAACAACAACCAUAGAACCAGGGUAUAAAAACAGAAGACUGGAGAACUAUGUCUGAAGGGUCCUGUAUGCAGCAUCUACGAGACAAAUGUCUUUACAGUUGGAGUUCUGAGUAGGAAACCUACAAAGAUAAGAAAUGAGG